Aureobasidium musti is the source of this 771-nucleotide messenger RNA. The record is from the annotation of a GenBank genome assembly. Lineage: Eukaryota; Fungi; Ascomycota; Dothideomycetes; Dothideales; Saccotheciaceae.
AUGUACACUGAUUCGGGUGAUCUCGUCGCUGUGGCUAACCAGACUGAGGAUUUCGUCGGAGACAUCAUGGAAGUUAACAGCCAGCCUUGGCCAUAUCUAGAGGUUGAGCCCAGAAAGUACAGACUGCGUCUUUACAACAUCGCCACAAGCAGACCUUACGAUCUUCACGUGGAGCAGUCCAACGGCGAUUGGCUUGACUUCCAAGUCAUCGCCUCUGAUUCUGGGUUGUUUGGCUCUCCAGUGGAUUCUAACAAUGUUGUAAUGGGAAUGGCAGAACGCUAUGAGAUCGUUGUAGAUUUCUCACCAUUCGCCAAUCAGAACUUGACCCUGAAGAACGCCUUUAAUCUUGAAGGACCAGGAUACCCGCAAUACCCUAACAUGGAUCUCGUCAUGUCUUUCGUUGUUGGUGACUCUGUGAGCGAUUGGUCAUCAAACGAUGUUCCCAGCACUCUCAAUCCCAACAUCAAUUGGCCAGAGGAAAGAGAUCAAGUUGAUCAUACUUUCCGAUUCCAACGAGGUGGUGGUACGUAUAUCAUAAUUCUCACCUUCACAAAUCCUUUACUGACCUGCUCANNAGACAAUGUUUGGACAAUUAACGGAGUCGAUUUCAACGAUGUCAACAAUCGCAUACUCGCGAGACCGCCUCAAGGCUCAACCCAACGUUGGAGACUGGUCUAUGCUGGAGGUCCGGGAUAUCAUCCGAUCCAUGUCCACCUUGUGGACUUCAAGGUCAGUCAAGGGAUCAUCCCGACAUGUACGAACAGGGACUAA